Molecule: messenger RNA, 423 nt
Organism: Pongo pygmaeus (Bornean orangutan)
Lineage: Eukaryota; Metazoa; Chordata; Mammalia; Primates; Hominidae
Gene: UQCRQ
Product: ubiquinol-cytochrome c reductase complex III subunit VII
Exons: 3
Coding region: 70-318 (82 amino acids)
Biological process (GO): mitochondrial electron transport, ubiquinol to cytochrome c
Cellular component (GO): respiratory chain complex III
Source: RefSeq, a predicted model, not a curated record
AGUGACGAACGAGUCAAUCGAAUCGGUGAAUACAGAGGGCGAGCUGACCCCUGUGCGGCCGCCGCCACAAUGGGCCGCGAGUUUGGGAAUCUGACGCGGAUGCGGCAUGUGAUCAGCUACAGCUUGUCACCUUUCGAGCAGCGCGCCCAUCCGCACGUCUUCACUAAAGGAAUCCCCAACGUUCUGCGCCGCUUUCGGGAGUCUUUCUUUCGCGUGGUGCCGCAGUUCGUAGUGUUUUAUCUUAUCUACACAUGGGGGACUGAAGAAUUCGAGAGAUCCAAGAGGAAGAAUCCAGCUGCCUAUGAAAAUGACAAAUGAGCAACGCAUCUGGAUGACGGUUCCCUGUCUCUGAAAGACCUUUCUCUGGAAGAGGAGUCUGCAUUGUAGUGUCUCAAAGACACAAUAAACUUCCUAUGGUCUGCA